UGGCCCCCAGGUGAGAGAAGGGCCUCCUUUUCUGCCUGAACUUGGCUGACCCGCACGGGUUUCUCCUUGCUCUUUCUGGACCUCCAUUCUACAGAAGGACCUGCCACCUGCUUGUUGCUUUUAGAGUCCUUGUGACUACUACCUGAAGAUGAGCUCUUGGGGCCAUCUCAGCUCCCAGGGACAACCUCCAAGGAUGGCCAAUCCUGGGGCCAGCCUUCCAGCCCUGAACUAUCAGGGCAUCCUGGAGCAGCUCAAGAAGCAGUUCCCCAGGUUCCCCUCUCACUUGCCAGCACAGAUGGAGAGCAUUUACUACUUGCUCCAGAGGAUCCGGCAGGGUCUACAGGAACAUCACAGACAGGCAGAAAACUUCCUACGGAUCAUGGAGACCUGCAGCCAACCCCGCCUUGGUGAACAGGCUGACCAGGACUCCUGGGGGCCAGCCAGCCCCAAGGCUUCCUGGCAACCAGAGGUCAAGCCCUCACAGCCUUCCAGUCUCCAGGGGCCGGACUUUGAAGAUGUAAUGGCCAUGAGGUCAUCUGACUGGCUCCAGCAGCCCUCCAGAAUAGACAAUGCCCCAGUCCACCAGCUAAACCCGCAGCCAUCCUGGGACUCAGAGCCCCUGUUUUGGCAAGAUGUUCUGACCCAGCAACUCUGGCAGAUUUUUGCUGGGACCUACCGUGAGGUGGACCAACCAAGUCAUAGGCUGACAGAACAGGUGCCAGGCCUGGAAAGCCAGGACCCAGGACCAUGCUACUCUGGAGUGGCAUCAUGUACCAAAGAUGAUUUAGUCCUCAGCCCCCCAAAACCCCCCCACAGCACCCCAGCAGGUUCCCAAGAAGGGAGCACAGCACCAGGCAUGGCAACAGGGGGGAUGCUUUCUCUUGUGACCCAGGGGUCAGCUAGGAGAGACUAUCACUUUCUGAAGCCCAUAUGCUGGGACCCUGAGGACUUCAAAGAUGCCUGGAGGCCGGAUUUCUUACCCUGGCAUUCCAGGAAGUUCGCCACCCCAUACAGAAUGGAGAAGAUGCGGACGCUAAAACAUGGAGAGCCCGUGCUGUCCAUAGCAGUCAGCAGCUUCAUGCGGCAUGCAUUCACCUGUGGCAGGGAUGGUGUCAAGGUGUGGUGUCUGGUCGGCCAGGUGGUAGAGGACAGGCUCCCUGUGAGUCACCUGCGUGUACAGACCCGCGGGGCCUACCUGCGCACCUGCCUAGUGUCCUCAGACAGCACCACUCUGCUGACAGGUGGCCACAACCUGGCCGGUGUGAGUGUGUGGGACCUGACGGCGCCUUCCCUCUAUGUGAGAGAUGAGCUGCCCUCUGUAGCGCUCACCUGCCAGGCCCUGGCUGCCAAGCUGGAGGACAAACUGGCCUUUGGUGGCUUCACCGAUGGCACCGUCAGGAUCUGGGACCUGCGGAACCAGAACGUGGUCAGGGACCUGCCGGGCCCCGUUAAUGGAGCCAAGAGCAUUGCUGUCAAAGGCCAGAACAUCUGGAUGGGGGGUCUGGAUGCCUCCCUGCGGUGCUGGGACCUGAGGAACGCUGGGGAGCCUCAGGAAUACCAAUUUGAGUCUCAGAUAAUAAGCCUAUCCCCCAGUCCUCGGGAGGACUGGGUUCUGGUGGGCACAGCCAAUGGCCAGCAGUGGCUGCAGCCCACCUGUGGGGGCCAGAAGCACAUGGUGGGCUGUAAGGACAGUACCAUCCUCGGUCUCAAGUUCUCCCCCUUCGGCCAGUGGUGGGUGAGCGUUGGCAUGGACAACCUGGUCAGCAUCUACAGCAUGCCCACCGGGUCAAUGGUGUUCCAGGUACCCGAGACCUCUUCAGUCAUGUGCUGUGAUGUCUCCUCUAAUAACCGCCUAAUCGUCACGGGGUCCAGGGACCACGCCUCAGUGUACCAGAUCACGUACUGAGGGGCUCACCACUGUCAUCCCAAUUCAGGGUCCUUUUCUUUGUCUUGUUUCCCCCAAUGAAGGGGGCUAGUGGUGAAGGGGCAUGGUGGAUGGGCUGGUGAUCUUUGUCACGUGUA
Messenger RNA from Hipposideros armiger (great roundleaf bat), 2022 nucleotides. RefSeq names its product TLE family member 6, subcortical maternal complex member (gene TLE6). Gene Ontology annotation, molecular function: transcription corepressor activity; protein binding. Lineage: Eukaryota; Metazoa; Chordata; Mammalia; Chiroptera; Hipposideridae. Gene Ontology annotation, biological process: regulation of DNA-templated transcription; negative regulation of canonical Wnt signaling pathway. The transcript has 16 exons. Bases 149 to 1906 code for a protein of 585 amino acids. The record is from RefSeq and is a predicted model, not a curated record. Gene Ontology annotation, cellular component: nucleus; transcription regulator complex.